Messenger RNA from Condylostylus longicornis, 888 nucleotides. RefSeq names its product dynein regulatory complex protein 9. The transcript has 4 exons. Gene Ontology annotation, cellular component: cytoplasm; motile cilium. Gene Ontology annotation, molecular function: protein binding. Gene Ontology annotation, biological process: cilium organization. The coding region runs from base 1 to 888 and encodes 295 amino acids. The record is from RefSeq and is a predicted model, not a curated record. NCBI's taxonomy places the organism in Eukaryota, Metazoa, Arthropoda, Insecta, Diptera, Dolichopodidae.
AUGGACCCACUUCAAAUAUAUUUAGUAACACAAAUAUUCAAUUGUGCGAUUGAUCAAUUAAAAAUAACUAAUAAAGGACGUUAUUCACCAUGUGAAAUGGAAGUUAAAGACCCAUGUGAAAUAAGAUUUAAAAGUAAAAUACAUGAAUCCGUUUAUCAACAGUUAGAUCCACUACGUCCCUCAGAGGAAGCAAUGAAUGAACAAGAAGUUGAAGAAGAAACCAAUUCAUUAAUUACAUUUUAUAUUGAAAUAAUGGAAGAAAUACGAGAUAAAGGAACAUUUAAUCGUUUAUUACAAGUAAUUCAAGAUUCAAUUGAUGAGGCAGAUGAUGAAGAUAAAGUAAUUAUUAAUCAUAAUAAAACACAUAAACAUUAUAAUGAGGUUAGAUACAAAUGGAAACAUCAUGAUUCAAAUGCAGCAAAAGAAAUUUAUCAUCGUGAAGAUAUUCUUAGGCAAUUGAGAGCAGAAUUGACGGUAAGUUAUUCUUUUAUAAAUUUAGUUAAAAAUUGGGAAGCAACACGUUUUGAUCAAGGUACAUUAUAUGCUAAAAAUGUUGAAAGGGAUCUACUGAAUGAAUUACGUUAUUAUGAUUGGAAAAUUCGUCAAGAAGAAAAUGCAAUUUCAAAUGUUGAAAAAUUACUCGAUAAUAUCAAUAGAAUAAAAAGUGAUCAUGAAGAGCAUUUAGAAAUUCAUAAACAACAAAAAGAAUUUAUUGAAGAAUACACAGCACAAAAACGUCUAGAAGAGGAUGCUUUACGGGAAGAAGAAAAACGUGUUGAAUCAACUAUCGUUAUUCAGUCAUGGUGGCGUGGUACAAUGGUUAGACAACAUUUAGGUCCUUAUAAACAGAAAAAAAAGAAAGGCAAAAAGGGUAAAAAAGGCAAAUAA